Messenger RNA from Osmia bicornis bicornis, 2441 nucleotides. RefSeq names its product separin (gene Sse). Lineage: Eukaryota; Metazoa; Arthropoda; Insecta; Hymenoptera; Megachilidae. Gene Ontology annotation, cellular component: nucleus; cytoplasm; mitotic spindle. Gene Ontology annotation, molecular function: cysteine-type endopeptidase activity. Gene Ontology annotation, biological process: proteolysis; meiotic chromosome separation. The record is from RefSeq and is a predicted model, not a curated record.
AUGAUGGGAAUAGAGAUUUACCUACAUCUCCAAACGGCAUUAAAAUUGAAAAAUUGUAUUGAUGUGUUCAAAUUGCCAAAACAACUAGCGGUCUGGGAGGGAAUUCGCGAAGAAGAUUUUAGCCCUCUUAAAAACGCCGAUUCUGCUGGUCAAGAUUGUCCAAGCACUGCACGUACGAUAAGAAAUUGCCAAAUUUUAUAUGAAUGUAAUUUGUAUGAUAAAAGUUAUGAAGAAGGAUUUGAUGUGAUUGAAAAUAAUUCUAUAGAAGAUGUGAAGACAGACAUUGAAAAAUUGUGCAAUUUACAGUGUAACAUAGGAAGUGUUGAAUAUGCAAAUCUAAAUAAAAUGUUGGCUGUUUGUUAUUUAAAGAUAAAUAAUGAACUGAAAGCUAUAUGUCACCUAAUCGAGUCGCCUGCAGAACUUCGUCAGCAUAUACUGCACAGAUAUGUAAAACAAGAGAUGCGUGAGUCAAUUUUAAAUUCACAGCAGGUUUAUGGACUUAAAUCUUCUUAUGUUGAAUUCAACAUAAAUAAUACAAAUAAUGUAGAUAAUUUACCAAUGCUCUGUGAUCUCCCCAAAGAAUGGUAUGUAAUUCAAAUCACUAGCCAGUACAAGUCUCCAAGUAUUUCUGAAUAUAACAAAACAUUAAAAUCCAAUGCAAGAUACAUCUACCAUAUUACAACAGGAACUGAGGAAUCAAAACCGAUAUGUAUAACAUUACCAAAACCUAAAUUAGAUUCUUCAUAUGAUAUCUGUUACGAAAUUCAGUUGCUUUCUAGUAAUAGAUCAGAACUUGAAGCUACUUAUACAAACAGUGAAUUGUAUUGGAAAAUGAGAGGGAGGCAAAACAUAAGUAUGAAGACUGCUAUACAAGCAUUAGAACAUUCAUGGUUACGAGAAUGGAGAGUUUUGUUUAUGGCAGAUCCGAUAGACAAACAGGAUUUAGUAAUGGACAUUUCACAAAUGAUUGAUAAACUUAUAUCUGGUUGUAGAAGAUUGAAAAAUAUGCCGGAAAGGUCUAGAUGGUUGUUAAAAAAAAUUGCACUAGCAGCAUGUUUUCUUACAAGGGAAGAAAUAGCCCGUGCGGUAAUGUAUGUGUUACCCGAUCAUGACAGACUUGCUAAGAAUAUUAUAUUGUCUAUAUAUGGACAAAUUAUCCUGUAUAGAAGAAUGAAAGAUGCAAUUAGAAAAACAUUAGUGUGAUUUAUUUUCUAGCACAUGGAUUAUAUACCAUUUGAAUCUAUGGAAAUUUUGAAAUGUCAUCCUGUUACUCGUUUUCCAUCACUGCAUAUUGCAUAUGCUUUAUUUAAAGAACAUGGUACAAUGGAAAAUGGCUGUAAGAUAAAAGUUAAAAAUGAUAUGGGUACCUGUAUAGUCAAUCCAUCAGGUAUGAUUAAAAUGGAAAACCGUAUGAGAUUGUUCAUUGAAUAUUGGUUACCACAAUGAAAAGCUGGUAUAACGUUGAAACCUCGAGAAGACGUUUUUGAAGAUGCAUUAAUUAAUCAUGAUAUAUAUAGGUAUAAUGGCCAUGGUAAUGGAAUGCAAUACUUACCAGGAGAACAAAUUGAACUCAGGGUGAAAUCAAUUGUUUUAUUAUUUGGCUGUAGUAGUGUAAAAUUACUUACAGUAGGAGGACGUUAUCCUCCGUAUGGCAUUUCAAAUCAAUACUUAAUAGCUAGUAGUCCGUGUGUACUCGGUAUGUUGUGGGAAGUUACAGAUGCGGAUAUCGAUAAAAUGACUACAAAUUUUAUUAGUAACUGGAUUCCAUCACCGCUAAAUAGGCCGUGGACUGAUGUAGAUAUCAAUAUGUGGUGUGCGGGUACUUUAAGUUAAAUUUUUAAAAAUACACCAAACAGCACACAAAACGUGCCUAUAGAACCUGAGAUGUUAAGGGCAGUAGCAAAAUCCAAAAAUGUCUGUUCUCAAUACAUGACUGCAGCUGCGAUAGUAGUACGAGGACUACCAGUAAAGUUAAUUUAAAUUGUAAAUAUAAAAACGAUAUGAACAUUAAUUAUAUAUAGUUGUAAAAAUGCUGAUAAAAACUUUUUUCUUUGUAAAAUGUUUCGUAGUUUUGAUCGCUGAUUACGUUCAACGCGUGCCCUAAGAAAUAGUAUUGUCUUUAGUCACAUGAUUAUUUGCGGCUCUGGCACGGAACUGGAAAUAUUCUUGUGAGGUAAACUUGACCUCCGUUAAUAUAUAAUUCGUCUUUAACAAUUACCUCUUCACCGAGUACCGUUUGUACCCUCCAUUCGUACCCAACGUCCUACAACGCUUCUCCUCCUACGAUGGCACCUAUCAUAGUAAUGUAUCAUAUAUAUAUUUGUUUAGAAACAUGUAUUAAUACUGACGUCGAAUAAGUAUUAUAUGUUCACAGAUUUUAAUACUAAAAUUUAUAGCCAUAAUAAAAUAAACAGAUGUCAUUGAAUCUUAAAUAAUUUAAA